CUAGGUUGUUGCGUUGUUGAUCGCCAGGCCAGCGUCUUUCUCUGCCUGCGACUUCAGAAGCCCUGAGCGCAGGCUGAGGAUCGCGGCCAGGAUGGCUCUGCGCUUGCUGUACCUUCUGGUGUUGGGGGCGGUCAUUCUGCGGGAGAGCUGCUUCGGUGCCUCCUCCCACUCCAUGAAGUUUUUCUACACCGGCAUCUCGGAGCCCAGUCAAGGGCAGCCCCACUUUUUCACUCUGGGGUUUGUGGAUGAUCAACUCUUCAGUUCCUACGACAGCAACAGCCGGAAGAAGCAGCCUCGAGUCUCCUGGAUGGAGAAAGUGGGGCAGGAGGAUCCCCAGUACUGGGACAGAGAGACCCAGAAAGUACGUGGCCAUGAGGAGGUGUUCAGAGAAGGCCUGGAGAUUCUGAGGAGUCGCUACAACCAGAGUGAAGGCCUUCACACAUGGCAGGAGAUGUAUGGCUGUGAGCUCCAGAGAGACGGGAGCAAAGGAGGGUUUGACCAAUAUGGCUACGAAGGGAGGACCUUCAUCACCUUCGACAAGGAGACCCUCACCUGGGUGGCUCCCGAUCCCCUGGCCCAGAUCACCCAGAGGAAUUGGGAUGCUGAUCUAGGAUGGAGUCAGGGAAAUAAGGUCUACCUGGAGGAAAUCUGCAUUGAAUGGCUGGAGAAACUCCUGUCCUAUGGGAAGGAGACGCUGCUGAGGACAGAGACUCCAGUGGUGAUGAUGAGCAGCAGGACAGAGUUGGAGGAUGGGAUGGAGACGCACGUCUGCCAAAUCCAUGGCUUCUACCCCAGGGAGAUCGAUGCCUCCUGGAGGAGGGACGGAGAAGUCUGGCUGGAAGACACCUUCCAUAAGUCUGUGGCCCCCAAUGUGGAUGGGACCUACCACUACUGGCUCAGCGUCCAGAUCAAUCCCAAAGAGAGAGACCGCUAUCGGUGCCACGUGGAACAUGAUGGCCUGCAGAAGCCUCUGGACUUGGAGCUGAAGGAACCAACCAAAUCAAAAUACAACCUGGGGCUCAUCAUCGGCUGCGUUGUUAUGGCUGCUCUUGUCCUGGUGGGUCUGAUUGCUGGGAUCCUGGUAUUCAUCAAGAGACGUCAGGAUGGCUACAAAGCAACACCCACAAGUGACAAAGGAUCCAACAGUUCAGACCAGGGGAGCAAACAGGCCAUUUAGCAGCCCCCUUGUAGUGGAGACUCCCAGCAUAAAGAGAGAGGAAUGAAAAGGGAUCAGCCUUCUUCUGAAUUGGGCCGGACUCUUAGCAGGAGCCCUUCAGGCCCUUCCUGCAUGCUGGAACCAGGAGAGAUUUUGGGUCUUCCAUCAUUGCUUUUAUCAAUGAAUCAAUAACCUUUUUCUAUUAUGAUUGAGGAUCACAGGAGAAAAGAAUAUUUUAUGUGUUACUAAUUGUGGAAUCAAAAGAUUUCAAAUUGGGUUUCUAGAUAAUAGUUUGUAAUAGGUAGGUUGCAGAACACCUUUAAUGGGCUUUUGCUGAUUAAUCUUAGUGGAUGGAGAUUAGAGGUUAAAGAAGAGGUUUUAGAAAUGGGUUAUAGAGAAUGGGGCGAGGAAUAGGAUGAAGAGUUUCUUGGUUUUACUUUAAAAAUAUUUAUAAGUUGUUAAUUUUCAUUAUACUUGUUGGGGAUACAGGUGGAGUUUUCUUUUUCUUUUUCUUUUUGUUGUGUUAAUUUUAUCUGUUUAUCUAGUCUGAUGAAACUAUUACUGAGAGAAGUGUGCAUUUUGAGAUUUUUCUUUCAUUAAAAUAGUCAACAUUUUAAUUGAUUAUUGCACCAUUAUUUGACCAUAUAUUUGAUAACACAA
Ahaetulla prasina is the source of this 1816-nucleotide messenger RNA. RefSeq names its product H-2 class I histocompatibility antigen, Q9 alpha chain-like. The transcript has 9 exons. Bases 92 to 1177 code for a protein of 361 amino acids. Lineage: Eukaryota; Metazoa; Chordata; Lepidosauria; Squamata; Colubridae. The record is from RefSeq and is a predicted model, not a curated record. Gene Ontology annotation, cellular component: external side of plasma membrane. Gene Ontology annotation, biological process: immune response.